AAAGUCUCGAAUCUCAAGCAGAAGUGCGCCAUUUUGUAGUGUUUUUUCUCGCUGAAGCAUCCUAAAACUGCGAGUGUUUUAGAUAUCGCUGUGGCGUUGUUUUCAAUCGAGUUUUUCUUUGUUUUAGCACCAAUGUUUAUACACCUUGCUCGAAAGAGGCCCACUGUUUUGCCCAAUUUCCAGCAGUUCCGAUGCCGCGUUGAACAUGUAGUUUGAAGAGUGUACCCAUAACCACAUGUAAGCGAGAAAACAAACGGCAACUUCUGUUACGAGUUGUGAAGGAAAUUCCACCGCCUGGCUACUGUGCAACCUAUACACGGCCCUGGGCUGAAGUUUGCAGUGAGUGUUUCGGUGGUGUUGCUUUGUUCGAGUCAAGUGGUGGUGGUUGGAAGCUAGAAUAAACAUGGCGGCGAAUCGCAAACACUACUCCUCCAAAGAGGACAUCCCUAAAGAAGGCGACGAAGGCGGUGGCAGUGAUGAGGGUGGUGGAGGUGGUGGAAGCACUUCACCGACCGAACCAAACAAACAUGGUAAGGACGAGGUGGACUUUGUGCUGACAUCUUCCAAGACAAAUGGAGCAUCGAUAGCCAGUGGGAAGAAAGGACAGGAAGGAGAUUCGGUCCCCAAAACAGGCGUGACGCUCGACAAGUUCAACAUAUUCCACCUACGCCGGCGACCAAAAAGUGACCCCGGCACGGGGCCAAUUGCAAAGCACGCUGCGGGUCAACAGAUGGCAUCGCAACAAACGGCAAAUGGCGCCGGUGUUCCGACCGGUGCGGAUGAAACGCUCAAGAAGAAAAAGUCACGGUUCGUGAAGAGUGCCUCGAUAGCGCGCAUCUUUGGCAAUACCUACAAUACCAAAAAGUAUGACGAUAGCAGCGCACUGCUGAAGCUGCAGCAGUUCAAGCGUAGCUUCCUGAACAGUGAAAAGUUCCACAAGAAGGACAGUGGGGCUGGUGCACCCGAGGACACCGACGAAGGAGAGCUGCAAAUCGGUGACUCGUGCUAUGUGAACGAUAGCGAGAACAGUGCAAAGGCAAUCAAGUCGAUCACACGCGGGCUGGGACGAUUGUUGAGGCGAAAUUGUCACAGUAUCGAUAUCAGCCGGCCGGAUCCGGAGUACAAGGUGUCUUACCUCGGCAACGUUCUUACUGGAUGGGCAAAAGGUGAUGGAUGCGUGGAGAAACCACUGGCUACCCUGUGGCGUAACUACACCCAAAACAGCAAACCGGACGUGAUGAUGAAGCUAUGCCUGUGCCCAUCCGGUCUGAAGGCGACCACCCGCCAGCACGGCCUUACCGAGUACUGGUCGCAUCGGAUCACCUACUGCAGCUCGCCAAAGAACUAUCCCCGGGUGUUCUGCUGGAUUUACCGGCAUGAAGGCCGCAAGUUAAAGCAUGAGUUCCGCUGUCACGCGGUCAUUUGUUCCAAAGAAACGAUCGCCCAGGAGAUCAGCACUGUCCUGAAGGAAAACCUAGCCAAAGCCCUGCGCGAAUUUAAACGCGACAAACUAAACCGCCAGAAUGCACGCCUCAGUCUGGCAAACAGUGUGUACGACAAUCCGAGCAUGCCGCGAAGGAAGAUUAUGUUGAGUGUCGGUGCUAACAACUAUCGGCCACCGCUCGAACGCUCCAAAUCCGCCCCGAAGCUGAUGGCCAUCGAGGAGAUGAUUGGCGAAGAGGACGAAGAAGAAAACGAAGGAAAAGAGGUAGAAGGAGCGGUGGGUGUGCGUACCUCUAAAGCUGGAACCAGCAACGGUGGCAGUACGGUGUUGGAAGCGUGCUGCCGGGAGGAUGCGCUGUUCCCCUCGACCACCCUUGGACGGCGGCGUUGUCGUCGGGGGCAUUCGAUACGACGGUCACGGUUGCGGAAUUCGUUCAAGUCGCCGAAGGACGUGGAGGCACGUGUACCGCUCAAGAACGAGAACAUCGUGCACAUUAGUCCGAUGAACAAAUCGGUCGACUCCAUCCUCGACACCAUCAGCCAGGAGGAUGGUGAAGAGGAUGAGCAUGAUUUGGAGAGGGAAAACGGGGAACCGCAUCCUGAGGCCGGCUUGGCACAGACGGAACCGAAGCCCAGUUCUAAGAUGGGAAAAGCUUCAAAGUUAUCCCACAACUCCGAUUCGUCGGAGGAUGACUUUGAAUCGUUUCUAGCGCACUAUAAUUACAACUCGAGCGAACCGCUCUCAACGGAACUGAUCUCGUACUUUGACAUGAAGCUUAACCCGAACACCGUUUGCAGCAUGCAUGACCUCAGCCAGCACCAUGGUAGCCUCCCAGUAACGUUGGAAGACACGCAGCGACUAGCGCUCAGUUUGGACGACUUGGACAAUUACUCGCUUCCGGGAGUGGUUAGCGAAUCGGAUGCACCGGAAGCGCGAACCCGGGAGCUUAAAGAUCGGGACGUGGACCUGGAAACGGAUGACGUGUUCUUCAACCAGGACGAGGUGCUGGAAAUGCUUCGCACGGCUGCAGAAUCAGCCGCAUCGUCGUCCGUUUCCCACCGUCGCCUUUCCGACGAACGGCUCCGACAUUCGGAUUGUCUACACGCCGAAGACGACACGGCACCACCGUCGCUGCUGUGUGUGACGAGCAAGUUGCAAGCGGCCGGCGGAGCAACCCAUCCGGACAGUGACGAAGGUUCCAUAUCGAGCGGAUGCGAAACGUCCAGCACGGUUACGACCAACACGGACGACUCGGGUGCAAGUGGUAAUGGAUUGAUUACGGGACGGAAUGUCACAGUCGUUUCCCUUGGGAAACCAGGAUCGGUGCUGGAGCGAGUGCGAAGCUUUGAACAGUUGGCUGAAAACCAAGUGAUCCAUGUGCCGCUCGGGGAACGUACCGGUCAUCAAGUGGCACAAGACGCAGGCAGCGUCACAGCCUCACCGGAAUUGAUCUUCAAGCGCAGUAUCACCUUCCCAGCACCUGGCGUAAAGUCAAGCUUUCUUAUGCCCAUGACGAUGGCUGGAAGUGCAACCGGAGCUAGUGAGCCAAUCGAUUCUCCUCUGGACUCGUUAAACAGUUCAAUUGUCGAAGCGCAACGGGACGACGAAUCUCACCACCAGACAACCAAGCCGAAGGUGCGCCAGAUGCGCCUAAAGUCAACCGUGGCCGCAGUCAACACCGAGCUGAUCAAUCAUCUGCAGGCGAUCGAUUCGGAUUCCGAAUUUAGCGACGAGUCCGGUUACGUCGAGUUCCAGGACAAUCAACCAUCGAUAAAAUCGGUCACGGCUUGAUGCAAGGCGUCGAAAACAGAUGAUAGUUGUUAGCGCUGCUACUGGUUCAAGAAGAAGGAACAUUCUUUAAGGACAUUGAUUCGUUUACCUGUCGUCAAUGCGAGUUCGUAAAGGAACUUGCACCUCGGAAGCAAGAUUAGUAUUUUCAAACCCAUAAUUUCUAGGCUAGGUUUACGUGGCUAUUGUUACAUGUUACUAGUACACUAAUUUAAUGCUCUAGAACAGAUUAGAUCCUCGGCUGAAGGUCACGUGUGAGAAUGAGUGCACGGCGAAUAUAUAACUAUUGGUUAGUUUCCAUUUUUGUUAAUCCAAACCUUUGUUUACAUUGUUGUGCAGUGUGACAAAGAAGAACGGUCCCAUACAGGACUCGCAGGGUGAAACACAGUGUGGGAAGCAGAUUUGCAAUGGACAUAAGGACUCCUCCUUCCAGGCAACUGCAUGCUAUUGCUUCGUUGUUACAGAUUUGGCGUUACAGUACAGUUAGCCGCUAGCAUAAGCAGUUGAAUUUCGAUCGUAAUCGCCAGAACAUUCUGGUUAAUACAGAGUAGAACACACUUUCGUGGCAGUGGAUCGCAAAAACUGCAAAGGUUUGCACGAUCCAAUCAGAUACCAAAUAAAUUAUUUUAUAAUUAUUGUCCAUAGAUACAGAUACAGCAAGCUACGCUUAAUUAUAACAUGGAAAGCAAAUGGAUAUUAUGUUGGUGUCCUGACGCCCUGAAAGAUAAAGGAACGAUGAAUCUAAUUCCGGAAGAUAUUGAAACUUACUCUCUCCCAUAGAACCCCGGUUACCCGGUAUAGAUUACUACCACAAACUAUUCAUCAUGGGUUUCCGUGCUGCAAGUAGGGAAGGUAACUCCUCCAAACAAGAAUCUGUUUACUUCCACCAGACGAGUUGUUUUUUUUUCGUUUUACUGUCGCACACUAAGGGAUAAAGUAGACUUUGCAGACUCUGCACGCCGAAGAAGUAAAAGCUUCCAUGGCACGACUAAUACAUAUAACUGCGCAUUAUGGGAACAAGGGAUCACAAAAGAUAACGUAUAGUUAACCGUGGGAGGGAAAAUAAGGUAGCGCGUGGCUUAUACAAUAACCUGCAUAUGGGAAAGGCAAAUGUCGGUUGGAUAUUGUACAGGAUCGCUAGCACAAAAGGGGAAACGCAUGCUGGAUGCAUGGAAGCUGGAAAACCAAGACAUUAGACUAUAUUAAGCCAGUGGAAUUGUUGUUUGUCUCUCACUCUCUACUCCACGGAGAUCAUGUAUAAGGAUCGGGGCAGGGAACGAGUAUAUUUAUUGAUACCCACGUUCGGAAAUGUUAUUCUUCCUUGUAUUUGUCACAAGUUUCUAUGAAAAAUAAAACUUUAAACUGA
Anopheles moucheti is the source of this 4598-nucleotide messenger RNA. RefSeq lists its product as uncharacterized. The transcript is spliced from 3 exons. The record is from RefSeq and is a predicted model, not a curated record. The coding region runs from base 404 to 3235 and encodes 943 amino acids. NCBI's taxonomy places the organism in Eukaryota, Metazoa, Arthropoda, Insecta, Diptera, Culicidae.